Sipha flava (yellow sugarcane aphid) is the source of this 1233-nucleotide messenger RNA. RefSeq lists its product as uncharacterized. The record is from RefSeq and is a predicted model, not a curated record. The transcript has 2 exons. Gene Ontology annotation, cellular component: nucleus. The annotation marks the transcript as partial. NCBI's taxonomy places the organism in Eukaryota, Metazoa, Arthropoda, Insecta, Hemiptera, Aphididae. Gene Ontology annotation, molecular function: DNA binding.
ACUUCAAAAAUUAUUGCUUCUAAAGGAAGGAAACAAGUAGGUGCUGUGACUUCAGCAGAGCGUGGUGAAACUAUUACGGUUGAGAUAUGUAUGAGUGCAGCAGGUUCUUUUAUGCCACCACUUUUUGUUUUUCCUAGACAACGGCAUAACGUGGAAUUUAUGCGAAAUGCUCCACCUGGAUCAUUUGCUGAGUUUCAUAAAUCUGGAUGGAUGCAGAAAGAAAUCUUUGAACGCUGGUUAGAAAAGUUUAUAAUUUUUACUAAUGCUUCUAAAGAUAGACCAGUUUUACUCAUACUAGAUGGACAUUCAACCAAAAUUAUUGAAUUGAUUACAAUGGCUCGUGACAAUGGAGUUAUACUUUUAUAUUUCCCACCUCAUUGCACUCAUAAACUACUACCACUAGAUGUAGGCUUUAUGAAACCUUUAAGUACAUAUUAUGACCAAGAAAAUACUAAUUGGCUUGGCACAAAUGUAGGUAAUGUCAUAACAGUCAAACAAGUUGCAGACAUUUUUGGAUUAGCUUAUAUUAAAGCUACUUCUAUAUCAACUGCUAUCAAUAUAUUUAAAAAAACAGGAAUAUGGCCAUUAAAUCCUGAUGUUUUCACCGAUGCAGAUUUUAUGGCUGCUGAAACGACAAAUGUUGAUGAACAAAUGUUUAAUAAUAUAGAAAAUAAUUCUUUAAGAAUUAAUCAGAACGAUGCAAUGGAUAACCUGCAAAUAGAAAAUAUUGAAAUAGAACUGUUAGAAGAUAUCCAAAUAGAAAUGUUAGAUGAUAUUCAAUUUGAAUCUUAUGCAAAUCCAGUAAUCAUAUCAACGCCAAAAACAAAUACGCCGGUUCCAUCAACUAGUUUUGAAAAAUUAUCUCCUAAAGAUAUAAUGCCUGUGCCUCAAGAAUCUAUUGAAAGUAAGCAAAGAAAAAGAAAAAAUAUUCGUCGUGGUAAAACUGUAAUUUUUACAAGUUCUCCAUACAAAAACGAUUUGCAAAAUCAAAAAGACGAAGCAAAACAAAAAUUGAUACUGAAAAUAAAUCUAAGAGAAGAAAGACUGAAAAAAAAGUCAUCUGAUGAAAAUGAUGCUGAAUGCUUGUAUUGUGGAGAAACAUACUCAACGUCGAUAGAAGGCUGGGUACAGUGUAGGGUAUGUGAAAAAUGGGCACAUUGCUCAUGUGCAGGUGAAGAUGAUAGUGAAAAAGAAUUACAGCAUAUUUGUGAUAUUUGUAAACCUGAUCCAUAG